Messenger RNA from Fusarium odoratissimum NRRL 54006, 1792 nucleotides. RefSeq lists its product as uncharacterized. Gene Ontology annotation, biological process: transmembrane transport. The coding region runs from base 214 to 1755 and encodes 513 amino acids. The record is from RefSeq and is a predicted model, not a curated record. Gene Ontology annotation, molecular function: transmembrane transporter activity. NCBI's taxonomy places the organism in Eukaryota, Fungi, Ascomycota, Sordariomycetes, Hypocreales, Nectriaceae. Gene Ontology annotation, cellular component: membrane. The transcript is spliced from 5 exons.
AGAGAAUUGCUCGCGUGAAGCUGAAACUCCAGAUAGAUGGAGUUGGCCGAUGAAGGGCACCUUAUGAAUUGACAUAAAUACUUUUCAUCCAUUCCCCAUACCCCAGAUAGUUUAAUUCCCCAAACCCCAGAGGAUCAUCACUCAUCUGGAGUUCCAUCCAACUUUAUCUUCUCUUCUUAUCUUAUCAGGACCUUGUGGUUUUUUCUCGCCAUCAUGACCAACGAGAUCACCAACUCGACUGCCACCGGCGCAGCUCGAGCUGAGAAACCCUCCUUCGAGACAAAGGAGAACCUCGAGAGUUUUGUUCCUCACAGCGAUCGUCUCGCCCUCGCCCGAACAAUGGAUCCCGAAACUCGUGCUCGAGUUGAGAAGCGUCUCAAACUCAAGCUCGAUGCUCGUUGCGCUCUCUUCGUUCUGAUUUACAUCAUGAACUAUCUCGAUCGAAACAACAUUGCGGCUGCUCGCCUCAAGGGCUUGCAGGAUGACCUUAAGCUGGACGAUAAUGAGUAUGCCACAUGUCUCAGUAUCCUCUAUGUUGGUUACAUCCUUAUGCAAGUCCCCUCCAACAUGUUCAUCAACAAGAUCCAACGACCCUCAUUGUAUCUCGGUGCUAUCAUGCUCCUUUGGGGCCUGAUUUCAACCCUCUCAGGAAACGUCCAUAACUUUACCGGAAUGGUUGUUAUCCGUUUCUUCCUCGGUUUCACUGAAGCUGCCUUCCUGCCCGGAGCGUUGCUUAUCCUUUCGAAGUGGUAUACCCGCCGGGAACUCACAAAGAGAAAUGCUGUCCUCUUUUGUGGUAACUUGAUUUCCAAUGCAUUCUCAGCUUUGAUUGCUGCUGGAGUAUUAUCUGAGAUGGAUGGCGUGCUCGGGCACGCUUCCUGGCGAUGGCUCUUCUGGAUUGAGGGUGCCAUUACCAUGUUCAUCGCCAUCCUGGCCGUCUUUAUCCUUCCCGAUCUUCCUAGCAACACCCGUGGUUUCUCUCAGGAGGAGCUUGCAGUAGCUCAACUUCGAAUGAUCGAGGAUGUUGGUGAGGCUGAUGAGGAUGCUGAGGGUCAAGGAGCUGUUGCUGGAUUGAUGAUGGCCCUCAAGGAUGGCAAGAUCUAUGUCAUGAUGCUUACGUUUGCUGUCUACGUUGUCGGUCUGUCUUUCAACGCCUUCUUCCCAUCUCUCACCAGCACCCUCGGUUUUGCUUACGUACCAACUCUCCUCAUGAGCUCCCCACCCUGGCUCUUUGCAUGCAUCGUUUCUCUUAUCGUUGCCUGGAGUUCUGAUCGAACACAGGAGAAGUUCUGGCACAUUGUUGGUCCUAUCUGCAUUGGUUUAGUCGGAUUCAUCAUCAGCAUGUCAACACUCAACGUUGCUGCACGAUACCUUGCUCUCUUCCUCCAAGCAUCUUCUUACGCUGGAUACAUCGUCUUCUAUUCUUGGAUCAGCUCAACAUUUCCUCGCCCUCCUGCCAAGCGAGCCGUGGCCAUCGCCCUUAUCAACGCCUUCGCACAACUGGGUAACAUCGCUGGAAGUUACGUCUGGGGUCUCAAGGAGAAUGGCUACCGCAAGAGCUAUGGCAUUGUCACAGCCAUGUUUGGCUGCACCAUCGUCGGUGCUCUUGUUCUUCGCAUGAUGCUUUCCAGGUUGAACAAGCGACUUGAGGAGCUUGAGAGGGAGGAAACACAAGCCUAUGAGGCCGAGAAGGCUCGGGAGGCUCAGAAUGAUGAGGCUCUUCGUGUUCAAAAGGGCUUCCGUUAUCUUGUCUAAGGUUUGGAUAGGACAAGUAGCCAGUAUUUUAGACUAC